Messenger RNA from Thelazia callipaeda (thelaziosis nematode), 1506 nucleotides. Lineage: Eukaryota; Metazoa; Nematoda; Chromadorea; Rhabditida; Thelaziidae. The record is from the annotation of a GenBank genome assembly.
AUGUCAUGUGGUAUUGCAGUUUUUGAUGUGGAAAAUUCUAGUAUUAAGUUUCUUCGAGAAAGUGCAAUUAAUUUCGCCAAUGGUUGUUUGUAUUUUGCAGGAAAAGUGUGUUCUCGUCAAGAGGUAGAGGCUUAUUCCUCGUCAGUAAAUGGCCACUUAAAUACAUACCCCGAAAAUAUCGUGAAUAAAUUGGAUUCAUGCAAAUCCAGUGACGAAAUAGUCAAUGUAUUAGAUGGUUUAAUUGGAGGUUGGGCAGUGAUUUGCUAUAGGAAAAAAAAAGAUUUACAAAAACUAAUAGUUGGACGUGAUGCAUUUGGUCGGAAAAGUUUGCUGUGGAAACGAAUGGAUGAAAAGAUUUGUUUCUCUGAUUUUGCCUGCACUGAAAAGUAUAUCUGGCACGAUGUUCCAUCUGGCUCAAUAACAGUUUUCGAUUUAUGCUGUAAAAAAAAUAGCUCUGCUUUUUAUAUUUUCGAAAUCAGCAGAACAUGGACAGAGCAAUUCGGUAUAAUGAAUAUAACUCAGAGAAAAUCAGCGUCAAAUAGGCUUACACUUACCUAUGAAGUUCCACUGACAAAGUUAUGUAUCUCAACAGUGGCGGAAACAAUGCUAGAACGAUUAAAAGAAGCCGUAGAACGUACACUUUCUGAUUUAAAUCAUUCUUUGGAACGGAUAUUGUUGUCAUUUAGUGGAGGUGUUGAUAGUUUGCUGAUUGCUCAUGUUAUGGCCCACUGCAUACAAUCUAAUGUGCUUUUCGAUUUGGCAAAUGUUGCUUUUGACAAAGAAAAAGAAUAUGAUAGAGCCCCGGAUCGGCAGCAAAGCCUAAAAGCUUUCAAGUUUUUAAGAUCUUGCUAUCCUGGACGUUUUAAACGUCUUAUUUUGGUAAAUGUUGAUAUGGAUGAACUAGAGUUCUGCCGCAAAAAGUAUAUAGCAAAGGCUGUUGCACCAGCGUACACAGUUCUUGAUGAUUCUGUUGGGUGCGUUGUGUGGUUUGCUGCUCGAGGUGAGGGAGUCCUGUUCAGUGAUAAAAAAGAGCUUGUUUAUGGAAAAUCAGAAGCGAAAAUUGUAAUUGCCGGAAGUGGUGCAGAUGAACUGUUUGGAGGCUAUAUGCGACACAGAACAACCUAUUUGAAAAGUGGCAGGAAAGCAGUACUGGAAGAGUUGCAUAAAGAGCUGAAAAAUAUUGGUGAGAGGAAUUUAGGACGAGAUGAUAGAGUGGUUUCAAGUUUUGAUAAAGACCUAAGAUCACCAUUCCUCGAUGACUUAUUUGUGGAGUGGGUAGCUUCUCUACCUCUUGAAUAUAAAACAGAUUUUGAUCAACCGCGAGGAAUCGGAGAAAAACGGCUAAUACGAGAGGCAUUAAGGUUACUGGGUACACCUGAAGUACUGUGUACUGCACCAAAACGUGCUAUGCAAUUUGGUUCAAGGAUUGCAAAAUUAGAAAGUCGAAAUGAAAAAGGCAGUGAUUUUUGCUCAAGGUUUCUGGAGAGUAAAUGUAAAUAUAACUGA